UCUCUUUGUAAUGUGCAAGGGAAGGCUGAAGCAAGUAAGCUGUAGUGAUCGGUGCUGAGAAGUGACUAUAACUCCGGUGUGUCCUGUUGCAUGAAGAUUUGACUACAUUUGGAAGUAGUUCUGCUCCUGUGCAUCAAGACUAUAGACUGGGACAGAACUGACAUCAAAGGGUAUAUCAAACUCAUUAUCCUGCUGUUGUUAACUCCAGCAUCCUAGCCUGAGCCACACUGCAAUACUAAAUCAACUGGAAGGUCUUGGCUGUGAUUCCUCAUUGCAGUCAUGGCACCAAAGAAGAAGAACGUUAAGAAGAAUAAGGCAGACAUCAAUGAGAUGACCAUCAUUGUAGAGGACUGCCCUCUAAGCAAACUUAAUGGCUUGAGUGGUCUAAUUGAUGGUGGGAAUGGCUUCAGUUACAUCUCAACAGAAGUUACCGAUUCCAACUAUGGUACUUCCCUUAUGGAAGGGAUGAGCAGAAUGAGACAGGACAGUUUCCUUUGUGAUCUAACUAUUGGUACCAAAACAAAAUCUUUUAUGGUUCACAAAGUUGUUAUGGCCUCCUGCAGUGAAUACUUCAAUGGCAUCCUCAAGAAGGAUCCCUCAACUCAGAGAGUUGAUCUGAAUGAUAUCUCUCCAUUAGGCUUAGCCACUGUAAUAACAUAUGCAUACACUGGAAAGAUCACCCUUUCUUUAUAUACUAUUGGCAGCACCAUAUCUUCAGCAAUUUAUCUGCAGAUAAAUGCCCUUGUAAACAUGUGCUGUGAUUUUCUAAUGCAAGAAAUGAAUGUUGAAAACUGCAUGUAUGUUGCUAAUAUUGCAGAAACCUAUGGACUUAAAAGUACAAAAGAAGCAGCACAGAAAUUUAUCAGAGACAACUUCAUUGAGUUUUCUGAAACAGACCAGUUUCUGAAAUUAACCUUUGAUCAAAUCAAUGAACUGCUUAUAGAUGACUAUUUACAGCUUCCUUCUGAAAUUGUGGCUUUCCAGAUUGCAAUGAAAUGGCUAGACUUUGAUGAAAAGAGAAUAAAAUAUGCCUCUGGCCUCCUCAGCAAUAUCCGCUUUGGCACCAUCUCAGCCCAAGACCUUGUCAACUAUGUUCAGUCAGUGCCUCGUAUGAUGCAAGAUACAGAUUGCCACAGGCUUUUAGUAGAAGCCAUGAAUUAUCAUCUCCUUCCAUUUCAUCAGAACACAUUGCAGUCUAGAAGAACAAAAAUACGUGGUGGUUCCAGGGUCCUGGUUACUGUGGGGGGUCGCCCAGCUCUAGCAGAAAAGUCCCUAAGUAGGGAAAUCCUAUACAGAGAUCCUGAGGGUGGAUGGAAAAGACUGUCAGAGCUUCCAGCUAAGAGUUUUAAUCAGUGUGUCAUUGUAAUGGAUGGAUUUCUUUAUAUUGCUGGUGGUGAAGACCAGAAUGAUGCCAGAAACCAAGCCAAACAUGCCGUCAGCAAUUUUUGCAGAUAUGACCCUCGUUUCAACACUUGGAUUCAUCUGGCAAACAUGAAUCAGAAACGCACUCAUUUCAGUCUCAAUGUGUUUAACGGGCUUAUCUUUGCAAUUGGAGGCCGUAAUUCUGAAGGGGGUCUGGCAUCAUUUGAGUGCUAUGUGCCUUCAACUAAUCAGUGGCAAAUGAAAGCACCACUAGAAGUAGCUAGGUGCUGUCAUUCCAGCUCCGUAAUAGAUGGUAAAAUCCUGGUCGUAGGUGGAUAUAUAAAUAAUGCAUACUCCCGAUCUGUGUGUAUGUAUGACCCAUCUAUGGAUAGCUGGCAAGAUAAAGCAAGCCUCAGUACCCCUAGAGGAUGGCAUUGCUCUGUUUCACUUGGUGACAGGGUGUAUGUCAUGGGUGGCAGUCAACUUGGUGGUCGUGGUGAGAGAGUUGAUGUCCUACCUGUAGAGUGUUACAAUCCCCACACAGGUCAGUGGAGCUACGUUGCUCCUCUUCAAAAUGGAGUUAGUACAGCCGGUGCUUCAACUCUCAAUGGAAAAAUCUAUCUAGUUGGUGGCUGGAAUGAAGUGGAAAAGAAAUAUAAGAAAUGCAUCCAGAGCUACAAUCCUGAUCUAAAUGAAUGGACAGAGGAAGAUGAGUUACCUGAAGCAACAGUUGGAGUGUCAUGCUGCUCCAUUAACAUGCCCAAUUUUAAAACACGAGAAUCUAGGGCAAGUUCAGUGUCUUCUGUACCAAUCAGUAUAUAAAUACCACCUGACACUAUGUUAGUGCCACUGUUUGGUUUUUUUUUUACACAGAUCAACUUCAACCCCUUGUGCCCAUUAUUUUGAAGUUUUUAAUUAUAUUACUUAAAAAAUGUCUUAGGAAAGGAAUUAUAUUAAAGAAAUGCACUGUAAAUUAUACAAUUAUUUGACAGAGAACUUUUUAGUAAUAUCCCAUAAGAAGCAAAAGUGGCCACUGAAGUUUAAAACAUAACUUAGAAAGUGCAGGUCUUUUAUAUUUAAAUAUAGUAUACUGUGCACAAAGCGGUGUAUGAUGUCUUUUAUUUGCAGUGGAGAAAGACCUGUGAGUAUGGUAGGACUUUUGGAAGGUAAAUUAGUAACUAGUCCAAUUGAAGCAUAAUAUUUGUAUAUUUAUCUGAAAUCAAGAAGCUACAAAUAGGAUACCUUAUUGUCUAUGUCUCAUGAUUUGUAAUGCUUUAAAAACCUGUAUCCUGCGUAUUGCUUCCAAUAGUAAAUCCUGCCCCAAAACUGUGAA
This is a messenger RNA of Xenopus laevis (African clawed frog), 2695 nucleotides long. It is a transcript of the gene klhl31.S, whose product is annotated as kelch like family member 31 S homeolog. The transcript is spliced from 4 exons. The coding region runs from base 280 to 2184 and encodes 634 amino acids. NCBI's taxonomy places the organism in Eukaryota, Metazoa, Chordata, Amphibia, Anura, Pipidae. The record is from RefSeq and is a predicted model, not a curated record. Gene Ontology annotation, cellular component: nucleus.